UCCUUUGUAUAUACCUUGCCUUUUAAGUACACUUAUUUUCUACCUCUAUUUUCCUUUCUUUCUUCUUCUUCUACUUCUUCUACUUCCUUUGUGUGACUCUAGCAAAAAAACUCUCUCUUUCUCACUCUCUUUUCUCUCCAUAAUAAGUGACUCCUGCUUCAUACUCAUAGAGGGCAUGCCUGAAUGUCCAGAGAAAGGGAGAGAUUUGAUGAGAUAGGAAAGAAGAUCAAAAGGGAAGGAGAUCAUCAUCAUCAUCAUCAUGUUUCAAAUUCUUCACCUCAGAUGGGAAGAAGACAUAUGUUAGGUCCACCAGGAACCCUAAAUACUAUAACCCCUUGUGCAGCAUGUAAGCUCUUAAGAAGAAGAUGUGCUCAAGAAUGUCCUUUUUCUCCAUAUUUCUCCCCUCAUGAGCCUCAGAAAUUUGCUUCUGUUCACAAAGUUUUUGGUGCCAGCAAUGUCUCCAAGAUGCUAAUGGAGGUAGCAGAAUGCUCUAGAGCAGAUGCAGCAAAUAGUCUUGUUUAUGAAGCAAAUGUGAGACUAAGAGAUCCAGUUUAUGGAUGCAUGGGUGCAAUUUCUGCAUUGCAACAACAGGUUCAAUCUUUACAAAGUGAACUCAAUGUAUUAAGAGGUGAAAUACUUAAAUACAAAUUAAGAGAAGCAGCUAACAUCAACAUGAACACUAUGAACAAUAUGAAUAUGAACAUGAACAUGCUACCAGCUUCUUCUCAUCAUGUUCCAAUGCUCCCUUCUAAUUCUGUUGCUGUUUCAAUCGCUGCUCCACCGCCGCCGCCGCCUCCUCCUCCUCUUCCUCCUUCAAGUUCCAAUUCCUCUUCUUCCAUAUACUAUCAGAGGGAUCCAAACAACUAUACCAGAAUUUCAAGUGAUGAUAAUAUUUCUUAUUUUGGUUAACUUUGCUACUAGCUCUAAAUUAUAAUUAUUCCAUUUGGCAUCAAUCAAUUAAGUAAAGAAAAUGAGAGUAAUAUUGAUGCUGGAUCCUUCUGUAUGUCAUUAAUUAUUAAUUUUUGUGUUAUUGUAUUAAUCUUAAUAUUAUUAAUGCUGA
Messenger RNA from Vicia villosa (hairy vetch), 1060 nucleotides. RefSeq names its product LOB domain-containing protein 15-like. The record is from RefSeq and is a predicted model, not a curated record. Lineage: Eukaryota; Viridiplantae; Streptophyta; Magnoliopsida; Fabales; Fabaceae. The transcript has 3 exons. The coding region runs from base 184 to 909 and encodes 241 amino acids.